GUGAGUGUCCUAGAUAAAAAGCCUCUUCUUUCCCGCCACAGCUAUUAGGGUAUGUGCUCUGUUCUCCUCAUCGAGCGAUAGAGUGAGUGUGGAGUGUGUGCAAGGUUGAAGAAAAAGGAUGUUGUGGGUGGACAAGUACCGUCCCAAAACCCUAGAUCAGGUUAUGGUCCACGACGAUGUCGCUCAAAACCUCAAGAAAUUGGUUACGGAACAGGAUUGUCCCCAUUUGCUAUUCUAUGGUCCAUCUGGUUCUGGCAAGAAAACCCUAAUCAUGGCGCUUCUCCGCCAAAUGUUCGGAACUGCUGCCGAAAAGGUGAAGGUGGAAAAUAGGACGUGGAAAGUGGAUGCUGGAAGUAGAUCAAUUGAUUUAGAGCUGACAACAUUGUCUAGUGCCCAUCACAUUGAAAUGAGUCCAAGUGAUGCAGGCUUUCAGGACAGAUAUGUUGUUCAAGAAAUCAUCAAAGAAAUGGCUAAGAAUAGACCCAUUGAUACUAAAGGGAAGAAAGGAUUUAAAGUACUAGUGCUUAAUGACGUUGACAAGCUCUCUAGAGAAGCUCAACAUUCUCUCCGCAGAACAAUGGAGAAAUACAGUGCUUAUUGCAGAUUAAUUCUAUGUUGCAAUAGUUCUUCAAGAGUCACUGAAGCAAUCCGCUCCCGUUGUCUAAAUAUACGAAUAAAUGCACCAAGUGAAGAACAGAUUGUUGAAGUUAUAGAGUUCAUUGGUAAGAAAGAAGGGCUGCAAAUUCCUUCUGGUUUUGCUGCUCGCAUAGCAGAAAAAUCAAAUCGGAAUUUAAGGAGGGCCAUAUUAUCAUUUGAGACUUGCCGUGUCCAACAGUAUCCUUUCACGAACAGGCAAACAAUUCCCCCAAUGGACUGGGAGGAAUAUAUUUCUGAAAUAGCAUCUGACAUAAUGAAGGAACAGAGCCCAAAAAGGUUGUUUCAAGUUCGAGGGAAGCUGUAUGAGCUUCUAAUUAAUUGCAUUCCCCCAGAGAUGAUUUUGAAGAGGCUUCUUUUUGAGCUAUUGAGGAAACUGGAUGCAGAACUAAAGCAUGAAGUUUGUCACUGGGCUGCAUAUUAUGAACAUAGGAUGCGCCUUGGACAGAAAGCAAUUUUUCACAUCGAAGCAUUUGUGGCUAAGUUCAUGAGCGUCUAUAAAUCCUUUCUCAUUGCUACAUUCGGCUGAAUGUGAACUGAAGAUUUGCUUUUUCCAUGCUACAUGUUUAAUGGUUUGUGUACUAGAAAUAACUUCGUAUAUAAUGGAGUUUUAACAUCUUCCGUGAGUUUUUCUCAUGUAUGCAUGCUGCAACUGCAAUGACAGAAUUCUGAUGUUUCGGUUUGUAAGAGGUUUUAUGAUUUAUUAGAUUUUGUGGACUUUGCAUGAUAAAUGGAUAUUGAAUUCCCCA
Molecule: messenger RNA, 1403 nt
Organism: Lotus japonicus
Lineage: Eukaryota; Viridiplantae; Streptophyta; Magnoliopsida; Fabales; Fabaceae
Product: replication factor C subunit 3
Exons: 11
Coding region: 119-1183 (354 amino acids)
Biological process (GO): DNA repair; DNA-templated DNA replication
Cellular component (GO): nucleus; DNA replication factor C complex
Molecular function (GO): DNA binding; ATP hydrolysis activity; DNA clamp loader activity
Source: RefSeq, a predicted model, not a curated record